Caenorhabditis elegans is the source of this 544-nucleotide messenger RNA. RefSeq names its product LYMARV-amide (gene capa-1). Lineage: Eukaryota; Metazoa; Nematoda; Chromadorea; Rhabditida; Rhabditidae. The transcript has 3 exons. Bases 7 to 267 code for a protein of 86 amino acids. The record is from RefSeq and is marked reviewed.
GGAACAAUGCUUCUCUGGAUCGUCGCCACUUUGCUCAUUUUUAGCCUUCCAGUGUCAACGGCUUUAGAUUAUAAUGAUUUCUCCUUGCAACGAAUUGCUCGGGCUCCACAUCCAUCAUCUGCUCUCUUAGUGCCAUACCCAAGAGUCGGAAAACGAAGUAACAUUUUGAAUAACAAUUCCGAAUCACAAAACUCUGUCCAAAAGAGACUCUACAUGGCGCGUGUUGGAAAACGAGCAUUUUUCUACACUCCACGUAUUGGGAAAUAAUGACGAGGAUACUCCAGACGGACCGGCUAUAACUGACACUUUUCAUUUUGAUCAAUCCUUAUUUCCCUCUUUCCCCUUGUUCUUCUGUCACGUUCCUUUCUUUUUUCAUGAAUGUAUGUACACUAUAUUAUCACAACAACACAAAUCGACAAAAUUUUUUUGACCUUUUCUAUUAAAUUUUUUUAAUUUGAAAGUCUUAUUGUGUUUUCUUUUCACUUCCAUUUCCUAAUAUCUUGAACAUUUUUCAAAUGUGGCAGAAUAAAGUGUGCGACGCGUU